This is a messenger RNA of Gamsiella multidivaricata, 327 nucleotides long. Its product is annotated as ribosomal protein L39e. Gene Ontology annotation, biological process: translation. The record is from RefSeq and is a predicted model, not a curated record. Gene Ontology annotation, molecular function: structural constituent of ribosome. Gene Ontology annotation, cellular component: cytosolic large ribosomal subunit; ribosome. Lineage: Eukaryota; Fungi; Mortierellomycota; Mortierellomycetes; Mortierellales; Mortierellaceae. The transcript has 3 exons. Bases 27 to 182 code for a protein of 51 amino acids.
UUUCGCUGGAAUAAACUCAGACAGACAUGCCUUCCAACAAGUCGUUCAUUAUCAAGCGCAAGCUUGGAAAGAAGCAGAAGCAGAACCGCCCUCUGCCCAACUGGUGCCGCAUGCGUACUGAUAACAAGAUCCGCUACAACGCCAAGCGCCGUCACUGGCGCCGCACCAAGCUGGGUCUUUAAGCUAGCUGCAGUUGCAUUCAGACAGUUGGAGUUCAUUUAUUCCUUGGCCUCUAUAGGUAGCCCUAUAAAGAUCUCGCUAUUCUGCGUUUGAUUUCGACUGUUCCCGCCAGAGCUGUGCUUUGUUUUUUUGAAGACGAAGUUAACG